Molecule: messenger RNA, 1344 nt
Organism: Xylona heveae TC161
Lineage: Eukaryota; Fungi; Ascomycota; Xylonomycetes; Xylonales; Xylonaceae
Product: clathrin adaptor, mu subunit
Exons: 4
Coding region: 1-1344 (447 amino acids)
Biological process (GO): clathrin-dependent endocytosis; intracellular protein transport
Cellular component (GO): cytoplasmic vesicle; AP-2 adaptor complex
Molecular function (GO): clathrin-cargo adaptor activity
Source: RefSeq, a predicted model, not a curated record
AUGAUUUCCGGAAUCCUCAUUUUUAAUCAAAAGGGAGAGAACCUCAUCUUCCGCGCCUUUCGAAAUGACUGCCGGCCGCGCUUUGCUGAUGUAUUUCGGAUCCAAGUCAUUUCCAACGCCCAGGUACGAUCGCCCAUCUUAACGCUGGGAUCGACGACAUUCAGCCAUGUCAAGCACGAGAACAUAUACUUGGUGGCGGUGACAAAGAGCAACGCCAAUGCGGCACUUGUUUUUGAAUUUUUAUAUCGCUUGGUCGGACUGGGAAAGAGUUACUUUGGGAAAUUUGACGAAGAGGCUGUGAAGAAUAAUUUCGUCUUGGUAUAUGAGCUUCUGGAUGAGAUUCUUGAUUUCGGAUAUCCCCAGAAUACAGAGACGGAUACGCUGAAGAUGUACAUCACCACUGAGGGUGUCAAGUCUGAGCGUGCAAUGGAGGACUCAUCCCGUAUUACGAUGCAAGCAACAGGCGCGCUCUCUUGGCGAAGAUCCGACAUUAAGUAUCGCAAGAACGAAGCGUUUGUUGAUGUCAUUGAAGACGUCAACCUGCUCAUGUCUGCCACGGGCAGCAUUCUCCGAGCGGACGUCAAUGGACAAAUAAUCAUGCGCGCUUACCUCUCUGGUACCCCGGAAUGUAAGUUCGGCCUCAAUGACCGCCUCCUUCUUGAUGGCGACAAUAUAUCCGGUCCCUCGGGAAAUCGCGCGGGUACCAAGGCCACUCGCGCCGCUGCCGGCAGUGUCACCCUCGAAGAUUGCCAGUUCCACCAAUGCGUCAAGCUCGGAAAGUUUGACACUGAUCGUAUCAUCUCAUUCAUCCCUCCCGAUGGAGAAUUCGAAUUGAUGCGUUAUCGCGCCACCGAGAAUGUCAACCUACCUUUCAAGGUCCACGCUAUCGUCAACGAAAUUGGCAAGACCAAGGUCGAAUACAGCAUCGCCAUCAAGGCCAACUACGGCAGCAAGCUUUUCGCGACCAAUGUUGUCGUGCGCGUCCCCACCCCACUCAACACUGCGCGUAUCACGGAACGCACUUCGCAAGGAAAGGCCAAGUACGAACCGGAGCACAACAAUAUUGUAUGGAAGAUUCCCCGCUUCACUGGCCAAAGCGAAUUUGUGCUGUCAGCUGAGGCGACCCUUACUUCAAUGACGAAUCAAAAGGCUUGGAGCCGACCGCCGUUGAGCCUCAACUUUUCACUUCUCAUGUUUACAAGCUCUGGCCUGCUGGUGCGGUAUCUGAAGGUCUUUGAGAAGAACAACUACAGUAGUGUCAAGUGGGUUAGAUAUAUGACUCGGGCAGGCAGCUAUGAAAUUCGGGUAAAGAUAAAUGAGCAUGGUGCUGAUGUGUUGGGCUAG